This is a messenger RNA of Penicillium coprophilum, 1518 nucleotides long. Its product is annotated as ribosome biogenesis protein LTV1. The coding region runs from base 1 to 1518 and encodes 505 amino acids. The record is from RefSeq and is a predicted model, not a curated record. The transcript is spliced from 2 exons. Gene Ontology annotation, cellular component: cytosol; preribosome, small subunit precursor; nucleus. Gene Ontology annotation, biological process: ribosomal small subunit biogenesis; ribosomal small subunit export from nucleus. Lineage: Eukaryota; Fungi; Ascomycota; Eurotiomycetes; Eurotiales; Aspergillaceae.
AUGCCGCCCAAACAGUGGAUUGAUAAGAAGAACGCGAGCAAGUUCCAGCUCUUUCACCGCUCUCAAAAUGAUCCGUUGAUCCACGAUACCAGUGCGGAUGACCGUUUCCUGUACCAGAUCGGAGGCCCCGCGCCCGCGCCCGCAUCGUCUUCUUCCAGCUCCUCGAAGAAGAAAUUGCCAAAUUUGUCCGAUCUCCAAUCCGAAUACGGCGAUAGUGCUCGCAAGAAUGAGGGCGAGGCCGCCAACUACGGCGUCUACUAUGACGACUCCAACUAUGAUUACAUGCAGCAUCUGCGCGAGCUGGGAAGCGGCACCGGAGAUGCGUACUUUGUCGAAGCCAAGAAUGAAAAGGCCAAGGGCAGGGCUGGUCGAGGGAUGAAGCUGGAAGACGCGCUGCGACAGGUCUCGCUCGUGGACAAAGAUACCUACCACCAGAGCCCCUCCACCGGUCCCAGUCUUUAUGGCUCACAAUAUGGUGAUAUGCGCUCAACAACUUCGUCCUUUGUCCGCAAGCCAACCUACCAGGAUCAGCAGAAUGUCCCUGACGCAAUUGCCGGAUUCAAGCCUGACAUGGACCCGCGGCUGCGAGAGGCGCUGGAGGCGCUGGAGGACGAAGCCUAUGUGGAGGAUGGCGACGCUGACGGAAUUUUCGGUGAACUAACAGCCAAUGCGGAGGAAAUCGACGAGGGCGACUGGGAGGAUUCUCUGUUCGACCACGAUGAUGAAGAUGAGGGAUGGGAAUCGGAUGCUACGGAGAAAGCGCCUGUGCAACCGGACAGCACCAAGGCCGAUACCAAGGCUGAUCGCUCAGUGGAUGAUGAGCUGCCGGAAGAGCCGGUGAAGCCACCAAUGGACGUCGGCGAAAUGCCCGAUCAUGAUCAGCCGGCUCCCGAUAUGCAGCCCACUGACCAGAGUUGGAUGAGCGAGUUUGCCAAGUUCAAAAAGGAUGCUAAGGCUGGAAAUGCCCCUGCCCCGGCUGCACCCACAAUCGCAGCAUCGCAGACAAUGGCAUCAACCGCCUUUACUAUUGGCGGAACGCCAAUUCGCCGGAAGAAGCGCAAGGGUGCCCUAACUAACCCAUCUGCGUACUCAAUGACCUCGUCCGCUCUGGCUCGUACUGCCGGUCACCGUCUCCUCGAUGACCGUUUUGACAAGGUUGAGCAGCUCUACGCUCUUGACGAGGAAGAUGAAUACGAUGACAGCAUGUCUAUGAUCAGUGGAAUGACAGGUGCAACCGGAAUGACGGGCAUGUCCACCGCAUCAUCCGUGGCCCCCAGUCUGGUCGAUGGCAAUGGCGAAGCCGUGCACAGCCACAGCACCUUCAACAAUGUCAUGGAUGACUUCCUCUCCAGCUGGGAUCCCAACACCAGUGGACAGGCGAAGCGUCACGGUGCCAAGCACAAGCGUGGCAAGAACGGUAACGAGGCCAUUGGCAUCAGAAUGCUCGACGAGGUGCGAUCCGGUCUCGGCCCAGCCCGAAUUCGAGGCGCAAAGGGCAAAGUCUCUGGAACAGCUUAG